CGCGCGGAAGUCGUCGUCGUCGUCGUCGUCGUGGUUAUUAUCGUUCUGGAUUACUGUGGAUAUCAAAUUCGGCCCUGCAAUUGCUUUUUGUGGAUUUUUGUUUGAGUGAAUCGCUGUAACCCGAGGCUCCUUGUUGGCCAGCCAAUUUAACAAAGUGCUAAACAUAUAAAUAAAACGACAAGAAAGUAAAAAAAUAUUCUUCAGCGCUUUUGGAUGUGAUAGAUCGUUUUUAACAAUGUUCAGCGCCUAAAUAAUAUUUCCGAAAGAAGUAUAACAUUGUGAAAAAUGAAUUACAACAUGGAUGAGCUGGAGGCCACCAGGUUGCUGCGACAUCCUCGACGUUGGUGGAGCAUUGGUUUCAGCAAACGCAUCCUGGCCAUCUCGGUUCUGGUUAUUAUCGUACUGCUUUUUUCCCUGAUCUACCAUGGACUUGUGGUGGAGAGAAUUGAUCGAGUCCAGCAGAUUGCCGCAUUGAAUGCCAGGCACCAAGUACUUCUCAACCAGCCUUUCGAAGAGGAUCAGUCUGCUCUGAUCGUGAGUCCUCAAACCUUGCACUUCAAAUUGCUCGACGAGAAUUUGAAUAACCAAUUGGUUGGUGAAGAUAGCAAAAAUAAAAGAAAAAAGCACUUGAAGCGCAUGCUGGUAAAGUUCCGAUUGAACAAGAAACACCGUUCGCGUCGUGGGCUGCCUAGCUUGGAUUUGUUAGAUCCUGUCCGAAUGGAGGCCAACCUGUAUCAUCUGUACUCCAAGCUGAGGAGCAAAAGGGCUCGAGAAGCUCUUAGCCAACUGGAGCACGAGUUUGUGCGAUGCAAGAAGCAGACUCCGGAGGACUGCAUGUCCGCCUUUCUGCGCAUGUACAAAAUGGCCAAGGAGGUGACCGAGAAAAUGGAGAAGAUGAAGGCCAUCAUGCGGGAGCAGCAGCCGAAAUUGGAGUCAAGAAGCCUGGAGUCCUACGAACGGAGUGGUACCUUUCCUCCCGGAGCACUAAUAAAGGAGACAACUGCAGCCACAACCACGGCAGUGGGAAAUGCCACUGAAAAGCCCCCAAGGACCAAGAUUAAACCUUCCAGGAUCAGCUGGAUAAUCGAUGGACAUGAUCAUUAUGAGAACCCAGUUUACACACAUGAUGCCCCCAAAAAAGAUACAACCAAGGAGCCAGGAAACACCACUCAAUUGGUUGAGGAGACAAGGACACAAGUAGUAGUGGAGACCACCACCGAUAGGUUAAGCGGGGAGAGCACAACGGAGACGAUCAGCUGGAUUCUGGAUCACUUCGAAAAGCCCCAGGAGAUUGUGCGCACAACUGAGGGACCAGGUCAGCGAACCAUUAGAAAUGUAUCCACCACAUCAGCAACAUCCAUAAAAUCAGAUCCUAAAUCGGAAACGGAAACGACCAUUAGUGGAUUCUUCGCCACCACAGAAGGUUUGUUGUUGGAUAUAACAACUGAGGCACCAAUGCAAACCAGCAACUCCACCGUCCAGCGAAAACUGGCAUUCGAUUGGAUUAUCGAUGGAGAAGAUGAUGGAGAGCCGGAAGUCAAGUCCACCAACACAACGACAACCACUGCGAGGGUGGGCACCAGUACCACAGAAGCCACAAUUGCCACCACAGAGCAACCGAAACUUGAGUUCGAUUGGAUCAUUGACGGUAGGGAAGAUGAUGAGCCCCAGGAAAAUACGAAUAACACCUUGCCAGACACCACCACUGAAGCCACCGGAACCACUGCAGGACAGCGAAAGAUGCAGUUCGAUUGGAUUAUUGAUGGGGAGGAAGUUGUGGAAACGAAGGACAACUCCACCAUCACCUCAACCACCUCCUCCGCAACAACACUACCAAUAAGCACAACAGAAGCGAACGAGAGGCUUCACAACUUCACUGCCUAUCCCACCAAGCCAAAGCCGGUAAAGUUUGACUGGAUCAUCGAUGGCGGAGAACCCAGCAGUGAGGUGAGCAGUAGCUCCACAAGCCAACCCAAGUUGACCACCAGGGAGGCUAUAAGCGACACGGAAUCCCCACGAUCCUGGCAUCCGCUGGACAAUCCCAGCAGUAUCGAAAACAUGUUGGAAAGCUUUGAGCGGCACGAAGAGGAAAAGCCCAUAUUACGAGUUCUGAAUGACAAUGAAUCCUCAGCGGAAAACUCUACAGAUCUAUACGGACGCCAGCUCUGGCUAAAGAAGUUUGAGGAUCAGGCUAAGGCAAAUCAAAACGAGCUGAUAGAUACCUUUGGAACGGGCUUGGAUGCUAAGGUCCUGGGCAAAAUGGGACCAAAGGUCAAUCCGUUCAAUGGACACAACUGGAAUGCUGCCGAUGCCCAGAUCCUCAGCCUGUGCGAGCAAGUGGCCCUGAAGAUGCGCAACAAGGUGGUCCCCAUGGUAGAGCCUGAGAACAAGGAGAAGGGAGAAACUUUCACGGCUUCACCCAGUGUUCAGUUCACAAGUCGAGCUCCUGGCGGAUUCCCCGUUUCCGGAGAAACUAUGAAGGCCUCUGCCCAGUUUAUGUUUAAUCCGAAUUUCGGGAUGCCCAGCAUACCCGUCUGCUUCUACAUGACGCCCGCCAACUUCCGCAUGCCCAUGUGGUCCAACACGCCCACAUUUAUGGGCAUGCAGGGUGGUCACUUUGGAGGCUCCUCUAAUCCAGGCGGUGGCAUAUUCUUUGUGCCGCAGCAGUUCGGACCGAGUGGUAACUUUUUCGGAGGAAGCGGCGGAUCCGGAGCCGGUGGCCAGGGUGCCAAUAUCUUCUCGAAGAAUGCCUCGCCACAGAAAACAUCCAAUGGGCAGCAGCAGCCGGUCUACUGCAGCUACAUGAAGAAUCAAGCGGGUCCGGGUGCGGGACAAUCGCAGACUUCCGUUCAGCAGCAGCAGGGUGGACAGACGACCUUCUCCAAUGCCAAUUUUAAGAUGCGGCACGCCAAUCAGUCAAGCUCCGGCCAACAGCCGGGGCAAAUCAUCUACGCCAGCUACGCGGGAUUGCCUCUGCAAACGGUCCAGCAGCGAUCAAAGUGUCCGGAACCGAAUCAGGUGGCCUGCUUUGGUCAAAAAGAGUGCAUCGCCGACUCGAGAUGGUGCGACAAUGUGGUGGACUGUUCCGAUGGCAGUGAUGAGUCCGCCUGCACGUGUGCUGAUCGCGUGGAUGAAGAACGUCUGUGCGAUGGCUAUGCGGAUUGCCCCAUGGGAGAGGACGAGAUGGGCUGCUUUGGCUGUGAACCGCUGUCGUACUCCUGCUACGAGUAUCCUGAGGAGUUCGCCAGACACAAUCACUCUACGAUUUCCACGUGCUACAAUCGGCUGGAGCGCUGUGAUGGAUUCAUGAACUGCCUGAAUGGGCGCGAUGAAGAGCAGUGCAGCAUGCUGGUCACCGAUGUGUCGGAUCAUAUGUCCCAUGCUGCCUCAGCAUCUGAGGGUUAUCUAUACCACAACUAUCGCGGAGAUUGGCAUCCUGUGUGCAACAAUGGCGGAAAGUGGGCGGCUUCAGCCUGCGAGCUGAACGUCAAGGAUCGGGUGGACCUGCCGGCUUCCUUAAAUGUCACCUUUCAGGUCCUCACUCUUCCGGGUCCCUUCAUUGAGCCCUCUCUGCACGCCGGAGUCCAUUUUGCUCAGGCUUGUCAUGGACGCAAUGGUCAUGAUUCCCUGGUGGAUCACGUUGCCUAUGUCAAGUGCCCACCGAUGCAGUGCGGUGUGCCCACCAAUAACUCGAAAACGGAGCACUCGAAGAAAGCGAAGAGAGCUGUGGCAAAGUUAAAGGAAAUCGUUGGCGAUGGACGAAUUGUGGGUGGAAGUUACACGAGUGCAUUGCGCUGGCCAUUUGUGGUGGCUAUCUAUCGAGAUGGCAAAUUUCAUUGUGGAGGAACAAUCUAUUCUGAACGUUGGAUCAUCAGCGCUGCCCACUGCGUCAUAAACUUUGGAAAAUACUACUACGAGGUGCGAGCUGGUCUCCUGCGGCGUACAAGUUACUCACCCGCCACCCAGAUCCAGCCCGUGUCCCAUGUGGUGGUCCAUCAGGCGUACGAAAGAAGGAGCAUGCGGAACGAUCUUUCCAUGCUCCGCCUGGCAAACCCGCUGCAAUUCAAUCGUUGGGUGAAGCCCAUCUGCUUGCCCGACCAGGGAAGAACUACGUUAGGGGAGGAUUGGAUCUGGGGACCUGAGGAAAACACUUUGUGCACUGUGGUUGGAUGGGGAGCCAUUCGAGAGAAGGGUCCGAGCAGUGAUCCUAUGCGAGAGGUUAUAGUUCCCAUACGGAAACGAUGCACUGAUCCAGAGGAUCAGGCUUCGGAGGACAUUUGCGCCGGCGAUCCAAACGGAGGUCGCGAUGCCUGCCAAGGGGAUUCGGGUGGACCGCUCUUCUGUCGCAGCGUCUCUCAACCGGAGGAAUUCUACCUGGCCGGGGUGGUGAGUCACGGCAACGGCUGUGCUCGUCCUAAGGAAUUUGGUGUCUACACGCGGGUGACUCUUUACCUGGACUGGCUGGAAAUGGCUGUCACCCCGGGCCUGUUGCCCAGUCGUCAGCCGCUCCAACUCUGUCCCGGAUUCAUUUGCGUCUGGGGUGGUAAAAGGUGUAUAGCGAAGCGUCAGCGUUGCGAUCGUAAUGUUGAUUGCCUGGGUGGUGAAGAUGAGGUCGGAUGUGCCUACAACUUCAUACCAGAUAUGGUGGGUGGCGUACGACAGAAUGUAAGCAGCACAACAGAGAGUGACUAUCAUCCUGAGGAGAGUAAAAUGCGGGAGGUGAUUCCUAUUGAAGAUUAUGAUUUAAAGGCGGAACAAGAUAAAGAGGACGAUUUGUGGGAGAGCACAACUUCCUCAGAGGGAUCUGAAACCACACAAGGGCAAAUGGAUGAAUCUUUUACUGAAGAGAUUACCUCAACUACUUCAGGUGGACUAUUUACAAUAGAGGAGAGCACUGUUCAAAGUUCAACAAUCAUUGAUUCAACCACCAAUCCUUCGACUACAAUAAUCUCCACAAAGACACAAACAAAUCUUCCAUCUACAACAAUGGAAACAACAUCGUCAACAAUUGAAUCUGAAAUGCAAUCAACAUUACAAACUACUGACGCUCCAAUGACAACUAUACCCACAUCAACUGAGGAUUUCAAAAAGUUCACCGAUUUGGUUACUCAGUUUGUAGAGAGUACUACUAUUGGGACCACCAUGGAGAUAGUGAAAACUACUUCAUCUCUGACCACAACGGUAGCUCCCAGCACAGUAACUACAGAGGGAAUAAAGGACACUACGACCACAACGGAACCUACAACCACAAAGGACACCACAACCGCAUGGGACAAUACAUCCACAAAGGACAUUACAACCACAAAAGACACUACAACCACAAAGGACACUACAACGACUGAGCUCACCACAGUUAGUGUCAGCAUCACCACACCUCUACCCACAAUCCCAACUACCAUUUCAACUACUAAAAAGCCCGUAGAAACCACCACCACCACAUUAGCACCAACCAACACUACAAAAUCCGCUAAGACAACCACAACGAAGAGUAGCAGCGCUCAUUCUCAUAAAGAUGACAUAAAAAUUCCCAAUAAGUUCGUGUGCAAAAAGAUGUCUCAAAUUGUGGAUAUUAUGAUGCGUUGUGAUCGCAAAGUGGACUGUGAAGAUGGAACUGAUGAACUGGACUGCACAUGCAGGGACUAUUUGAAGGGAUCUCUGAAGGGUCUCAUUUGUGAUGGCAAGGCCGAUUGCGAGGACCUCACGGAUGAACAAAACUGCCUGGACUGUCAAGCUCAUGAGUUCCGUUGCCCCUUGUCCAAAACUUGUCUGCCUUUAAGCAAGCGCUGCGAUAAUGCAGUUGAUUGUAAGUUCAAGGAAGAUGAAAAGGAUUGCUUUGCCCUGACCAAUGGCCACGAUGUGCACUUCGACGUUCAUCAGCAGCCCAAAUUCAGCAGCGCCGGAAUCUUUUCCAGAAACGCCCAUGGCGUGUGGCGGGUUGUCUGUGCCCAUGAGACGGGCUACCAUGAGCACCAGGCCAACACGGCAAAUGCAGUAUGUGCCCUGGUUGGCUUCAAAGGAGCCCACUACUUCAAUAGUUCGGAAUUCGUGAGCCAGCAGGAAAUGCAUUCUAUAACGCCAGAAUUAAAGGCAGGCAGCCACCGCAUGGUGGCUCAACUUCGUUCCAUGGUCGGCGACAAUAUCCAGUUGACAGAGAACGAGGUGGUAAUCCCCGAGCUGGGUAUACCAUCCGCCUCGAGACCAGAGAAGGAUCGUCUGCUACCCCGCAAAUGUGUGGGCAUCUACGUGGAGUGCAAUCUCCUUUCCAAUAAAACCACACCUCUGAAAACCUUUAGUGCUGGACAAGCUGUCAAGGAAAAGCCAAUGGAGCAGCUUCCCCUACUGCAGCCCACCAUAGAGACUCACAACACACCUAAUGUGCACUUUAAACCGCAAAUUCCUGCGGUUGUUGUAAAUAAGAAGGAUGAGAUCCUAGACCGCUUGGAUAAUCUCAUCAAGAGUAAGAAGAAUAAAACCAUACUGGUGAAUGAGCAGCUCCAUGAAGCCAUCGAGGAGCUGCACUGGCCCUGGCUGGCGGAUGUCUAUUCGAAUGGUGAUCUCUGGUGCAUCGGAGUGCUGAUUGACAAACAUUGGGUGCUGGUCCACGAGAGCUGUCUAUUUGGCAUUCACUUGGAGACGCACUACGUCAGCGUUUUACUGGGCGGUGGCAAAACGAAACGAUCUGCCCAUAAGAGCAAUCACGAACAGAUCCGCCGGGUGAACUGUUUUGAGGCGGUACCAAAGUCCAAUGUAUUGCUGUUGCAUGUGGAGCAACCAGUGCGAUUCACCCACCAUGUGCUGCCCACAUUCCUGCCAGACAAUUCUCAUCAAAACCAGGGUGCUGCGAGGGACUGCAUCAGUGUGCUUCAUGAUGAUGCCACAGGUCGCAUCAAAACGGUGGCCAUCACCCGGAUAGACAAUGUUACUAACUGCGAUUCCUGCUACAAGCUUCAGGAAAAACAGCCACCCCAGAAGCUGAUGCGCCUGCUGAAUGUGAGCGCCGAGGAUAUGGCAUCCAUUUCGGAGGAGGUGGAACUCAUUAAUGGCGUGGCCCCCACUGAGCUUCCGGCAAUUACCAAAUUCACCAGCUGCCAUCAGUUUGGGCUAAAGAAUGUCAGCGAUUCGCAUCACAACCCCAGCGAUCAGGGGGUGCUGGUCUGUCGCGACUCGCACACAGGCUGGUUCCCCACGGCCAUGUUUAGCUACAACAAUUCCGAUUGCCAAAGUUUUAAACAGCCGUUUGGCAUUAAAACGUUGGAGCUGGCAUAUAAAUCGCUGCAGGAUAUUAUAGACAAGCCCAGCUGCAAAAUGCUCCAGCCACCCCCGGAAUGCAACACCCAUCGCUGCCCGCUGGGCACUUGUUUGCCACAGACUGCGAUUUGCAACGACCGAUUCGAUUGUCAUGAUGGCAGCGAUGAAGAUGAGACCAAAUGCCGACAGCUGAAGCAGCGGUGUGCCCCCGGCGAGAUGAAGUGUCGGACCAGCUUUAAAUGUGUGCCGAAGAGCAAGUUCUGUGACCACGUACCUGACUGCGAGGACAUGACGGAUGAGCCUACUAUCUGCAGUUGCUUUACUUAUCUGCAAGCCACUGAUCCCUCUAAGAUAUGCGAUGGCAAGCGAAACUGUUGGGACAAAAGUGAUGAGAGCUCUGUCCUGUGCAAUUGCACUGCCGAUCAUUUCCAAUGCAGUUCUUCGCCUGACGAGUGCAUUCCUCGGGAUUUUGUGUGCGACAAAGAAAAGGAUUGUCCCAAUGGCGAAGAUGAGCGAUAUUGCUUUGGCAUAGAACAUCCUCUACAUCAGCAAAAGAAGGAUUUCUGGGCCAGCAAUCAGCACACGCAUCCCGAGACAGCUCCUCAGUAUGGUCAGGUUAUAGAACAAACCUAUGGCAUCUGGCAUACGAAAUGCUUCCCCAAAAGCAAACCCCUGCAGGUCGAUGAAGUGCGCGAGAUAUGCAAAAAGUUGGGCUACAAUCCGUAUAGGCAGCCCAGCUAUCGGUUAAUUGAUGAUGAGGAAAACAAACCUGUACAUACCUUUGAGUUGGCAGAUCGGCAGGGACGCAGUUUUAGUAAUGAGUCGCUGAUGGGAAAAUACCGGGACUCAACAAAGGCGUUAAUAAUCAGCAAAUUCUCCCCUCUUCAACUGAACGAGCGCCUCACGCUCUUCCUCAAGUCCAGCAGACCGAUUGCCGAGUUGGUCCGGUGGAAUGCCACCGAUUCCAGCUUGUGCUACAGAUUGGAGAUCAGAUGUGCCUAGAAGUCGACGAUAUACUACGUAAGUCGUCUAUCUUUUCGUACUCUCGUAAUUGUCCUUUUGUGCGUUUUAGUAGCAAAUAAAUGCGAGAGCUGUACACAUUUUAUUAA
Drosophila subpulchrella is the source of this 8357-nucleotide messenger RNA. It is a transcript of the gene ndl, whose product is annotated as serine protease nudel. Lineage: Eukaryota; Metazoa; Arthropoda; Insecta; Diptera; Drosophilidae. The transcript has 15 exons. Bases 286 to 8250 code for a protein of 2654 amino acids. Gene Ontology annotation, molecular function: serine-type endopeptidase activity; protein binding. The record is from RefSeq and is a predicted model, not a curated record. Gene Ontology annotation, biological process: proteolysis.